Molecule: messenger RNA, 1227 nt
Organism: Eupeodes corollae
Lineage: Eukaryota; Metazoa; Arthropoda; Insecta; Diptera; Syrphidae
Gene: Prosalpha6
Product: proteasome subunit alpha type-1
Exons: 3
Coding region: 132-995 (287 amino acids)
Biological process (GO): ubiquitin-dependent protein catabolic process
Cellular component (GO): nucleus; proteasome core complex; proteasome core complex, alpha-subunit complex
Source: RefSeq, a predicted model, not a curated record
UCUAACUUCACUUUAAACAGUUUGAGUACAUCAUCCUUCAUCCAAUAAGCGAAGCGGUGCAAAUUUUGGAAUUUUGUUUUGUCAUUCCAUUUUAAAGAGACUUCUUUUUUGUUAAAUUUUGUAUUAAGAAAAUGUUCCGAAACCAAUACGAUAGUGAUGUGACUGUCUGGAGUCCCCAGGGUCGUCUGCAUCAAGUCGAAUAUGCCAUGGAAGCAGUCAAACUGGGUUCCGCAACUGUAGGUCUGAAAAACCGAGACUAUGCCGUUUUGGUGGGACUCCGUCGUGCAACUUCUGAGCUCUCGUCCAGUCAGAAGAAAAUCAUCCCAAUCGAUGACCAUUUGGGUAUUUCAAUUGCUGGAAUCACUGCCGAUGCUCGUGUUUUGAGCCGUUACCUCCGUUCGGAAUGUUUGAACUACAAGUACUCGUACGAUACAACUUACCCAGUGUCGCGAUUGAUUAUGAACUUGGGCAACAAAAUGCAGGUUACCACUCAGCGUUAUGAUCGUCGUCCUUAUGGUGUUGGACUCCUAGUUGCUGGUUACGAUGAUCAGGGACCACACAUCUACCAAGUUGUUCCAUCGGCCAACUAUUUCAACUGCAAGGCUAUGUCAAUUGGAUCCAGGUCCCAGAGUGCUCGUACCUACUUGGAGCGCCAUUUGGGUGAGUUCGCUGACUGCACUAAGGAUGAAUUGAUUUGCCAUGGUAUCCAGGCUAUUCGAGGAACUCUUCCCAACGAUGAAUUAUUGGCUAAGGACGAACAGUCUCCACUUUUGAACAUCUCAAUUGCCAUCGUCGGCAAGGGUCAGGAAUUCAAAAUAUUCGAUGACGAAGAAAACUUGCACUUUGUAAAUAUGGCAAAGGCUAAGGCUGGCUCUGCCCCAGGUCCAUCAAGAGGUCAAGAAGAUGCACCUGCAGCCGGUCCUGGUGAUGACGGAGAUGAGCCACGUCCACCCCCAAACGAUCCACAGGUAGCUGUGGAAACCAUGGAUCAGUAAAUGCAUUUCAUGAUUACCAUUCAAACGAUGACUGCGGAUGCGGACAAGGCCAUGGCUUUUGAAUGGGGAUCCGUUGAUUUGUUGGACAAUUCAGCGGAUCCCCACAUAAUUUUUAUUAAAAGCUUUUUGCCAUAAGAAUUUUUGCAAAAAUAAUAAUAUUCUUUUGGAUAAUGGUUCUGUUUAAUUUUUAAAUACAAAAUAAUAAAUGCUUCUUUAUGUGAAAAUACUAAAA